AUGAGCACAGCUACAGAAGGGAAGAGCAGACAAAGCAUGGAAGAACAGCGAGAGGAGGAAGGGGAUUGGUGUGGCGCAUGCUCUCGUUAGAUGCCUUCUGUGGGAACUUUGCAUCUGUAGUAAGUUAAACAGCAUGCUUGGCUGUAACAUCAACAUUUUAAAUAUGCAAAAAUCCUAUUAAAAUAUAUGCAUUUUCACUCUAUUGACUUUUGUUUAUGGAAGUGUCAAUCGCGUUUAUUUAUUCAGGAACCUGACUGCCCUCAACAUGUCCAAACCUCUGAGUGGUGCUCAGAAGCGGAAGAAGAAGCAGGAGUUGGAGGAAAAAAUAUGUAGAAUUCCAAAAAUAACUGGUUUUCUUUUACCUACAAGUGGAUCUUCUGCACAGCCUUCUGCGUGUGGAUCUUCUAAAGAACAUGCUAGUACAUGUUCUCAGGAAGAGAUUCCUCCUCAAAGUGUAUCAGAAUAUGGCUCUGAAGUCAACACAGUGGAUUCCUCUGAACAGCCCAUGUCACUAGAAACCACUCCAGUUCCCAUGGAAGUUGAGAAACCUAGCUUCCAUACUGUUGAAAUACAAGACGCAACUGCUGAAGCAGUUGAUAUACCGCCAAAAUCCAUGGAAAAGUCAGGUUUCCUAACUGACAUUGGUUUGUGGCCCAACUCAUCUACUCUUGAGAUGCGGGAGUAUUGGUCCAAAAAUGGAAAUUCGUCAGUAAGGAAACCUCUGGAAAAACUGCGCAAUGAAGGAUUUCCAAAAUCAUUUAAAGAUGGACGUUGCUGUACAGCAGAUAUGUUUCUUCGUAACUGUCCCAAUGGGGACAAAGUUGAAAGGAAGUGGCUUUGUUACUCAAAUAACACAGGCCGAAUAUACUGUUUUGACUGCAAAUUAUUUAGUUCAUCAACAAAUGCAUUUUCCAGUGAUGGCUUCAGCGACUGGAAACAUGCCAGUGAACGAAUUUCAUCCCAUGAACAGUCUCAACAUCAUAUACGCGCUGUGAUUGAUACAGCCAAAUUUUCAAAACUGGAAGGUCGGAUUGACUAUAAAAUGCAACAGCAAAUUGAAGAGCUGACCACCUAUGGGCAAAACCUAGUAAAACGUUUGCUUAGUGUCAUCGUUUUUCUUGCUGAGAGAGGAUUGGCUUUUAGAGGUGAUGAUCAGACUAUUGGAUCCCCACAUAAUGGCAACUAUCUCGGUAUUUUGGAAUUACUGUCAGAGUAUGACGCUUUCCUAGCACAACACAUCCAAACAAAGGCAAACAAAGGCAAAGGAUGUACAAGUUAUUUAUCAGCAAAUGUCUGUGAGGAACUCAUACAAAUUACUGGGGAUAAGAUCUUAGAAGUUGUCAUCAACCGUAUUAAAAUGGCAAAAUACUACUCUGUUUCUGUGGAUUCAGCAGAGGAUUCUUCUCAUACUGACCAACUCACCGUGAUUAUUCGAUACUUAGAAGAAAAUCGACCUGUGGAGCGUUUUGUUACUUUUUUACCCUCAACAGGGCAUAAAGGAGAAGAAAUGGCAGAUGCGCUCCUAGCAUUUCUUAAUAGCGUUGGACUUACCAUACAAGAAUGCCGGGGACAAAGUUACGACAAUGCAAGCAACAUGUCUGGCCACUACAAGGGUAUGCAAGCAAGAAUUCUUAACAUGAAUAAAUAUGCUAAGUACAUACCUUGUUUUGGACACUCAUUAAAUCUUGUUGGAAAGGAUGCUGCAAAUUCGUGUAGUGAGGCUGUAACAUUUUUUAAUUUUGUACAAGCUCUUUAUACAUUCUUUAGUGGUUCAACUCGGCGCUACAAGAAGCUUAAAGACCAGCUUGAUAUGAGAGGCCUCUCUGUGUCCAUGCCAAAAAAGCUAAGUGACACACGCUGGUCAUGUCGUGCAGAUGCUUGUCAAGCAUUAGUCCAUGGCUAUGACAAUAUAAUGGACAUUUUGUUUGAAUUUGCAACUGACAUUGAAGAAAAAUCGAGUGCCGUAAUACUGCAAAGGGACUAUUUUAUCAAAUAAGCAAACUUGAGACAGGGAUUUUUGCAGAAUUCUGGAACACUGUUUUGCAGCGUUUCAACAGCAGCAGCAAAACUCUGCAGUCUGUUCAGCUGAACCUAAAUGCUGCUGUUGGUGUUUUGAAAUCGUUAAAAGAUUUUAUUAAUGAACAGCGUACUAAAUUUGAUGCAUUUGAAGAAGCUGGCAAGCGUCUAACAGAUACUGAGGAGUAUAUUGUGGAACACCGCCGUCUUCAACGUCGGAAUGUCCGUCAGCAGCCACUUGACUAUGGACACAGUGAAGAAGCUCAAUUAACGCCAAAGGAGGCCUUUUAUGCUAAGGCCUUUCUCCCCUGUGUUGACAAACUUUUAAUGUGUCUGGAACAUCGCCUAGGAGCCUACAGUGAAGUGUGUGAUUUAUUUGGUUUCUUUAUAAACUUUCCAGCGAUGGACUCUGAAUCCAUUAACAUUGCAGCAGAAAAGUUGUCUGCUUUCUACAAGCAUGAUCUGGGCACAACAUUUGGUGAUGAACUAAUUCAAUUUCAGUCAUUCAUUUCUCUUUUCCUGGAUGAAAAACCAGACGAUUGCAGCAUAGAGCAAUUCAUGUACAAUACAAUUAAUGACAAGGAUGUAAGAGAUACUUUUCCGAACACGGAAAUUGCUUUAAAAAUCUACCUAACUUUAAUGAUCUCUAACAGUUCAGGUGAACGAUCUUUUUCAAAAAUGAAAUUGAUCAAAAACUUACAACGCACAACCAUGAGCCAGAGCCGUCUCACCAAACUAUCUAUAAUGUCUGCUGAAUCUGAUAUACUUCGCGGUCUUGAUUUUUCCAACAUUACAAAGACCUUUGCUGCGCAGAAAGCACGUAGACUCAUUGUUUAA
Messenger RNA from Pelobates cultripes (western spadefoot toad), 2853 nucleotides. The record is from the annotation of a GenBank genome assembly. NCBI's taxonomy places the organism in Eukaryota, Metazoa, Chordata, Amphibia, Anura, Pelobatidae.